Oreochromis niloticus (Nile tilapia) is the source of this 3213-nucleotide messenger RNA. It is a transcript of the gene f2rl2, whose product is annotated as coagulation factor II (thrombin) receptor-like 2. The record is from RefSeq and is a predicted model, not a curated record. The transcript is spliced from 2 exons. Gene Ontology annotation, molecular function: thrombin-activated receptor activity. Gene Ontology annotation, biological process: phospholipase C-activating G protein-coupled receptor signaling pathway; thrombin-activated receptor signaling pathway; positive regulation of Rho protein signal transduction. Bases 282 to 1367 code for a protein of 361 amino acids. NCBI's taxonomy places the organism in Eukaryota, Metazoa, Chordata, Actinopteri, Cichliformes, Cichlidae. Gene Ontology annotation, cellular component: plasma membrane.
UAAACCAUUAGGUAGUUUUUUUCCCCCACUCCAGUGAUUCAGAGGGCUGUGACUGACGCAGACAGCAGGGAAUUCAGUUUUCAAGUCUAGGCAGGAAACAUGCUUCUGUAUACACUGCCAGGAAGCUGGCUUUGAGCUCACACCAUUAUCAGCUCGACUGCUGCACUGAAGAGAUGCAAAACUCAAAGUUUUACUGGUGGAAAACUCCUGACAAGAAGCAACACCAAGAGGGCUGAAGCCUAAUUAACUGGGAAAUACUGGGAUAUCAACUAAACGGUGACAUGGUUGACCUCAUGCCAGGACUACUCAUUUGUUUGAUGGCAGUGCAGACCAAUCAGCAUGAUGGAAACAAAAACAGGACCAAAAUCCAACCUAACACAGUAAAUCCAAGGACCUUUAAGGGCGACUAUAAUGACACAGGCACAAACUUGCAUGUGAAGCCAGAGGAUCCAGUGACAGCCUAUACCACAGGGGUGCUCAGCACCUGGGUCAUACCCUCAUCAUACAUCCUGUCUAUGCUGGUGGGCAUCCCCUCCAACUGCUACAUUCUGGCCUUUCUCAGAGUCCGACUCAGAGCACAGUCAUUUUCCACAGUCGUUCUUCACCUGAACCUGGCGCUGUCUGACUUGCUGCUCCUGCUUUCCCUUUCGCUGCGUGUUCACUACCACUUCAAUGGGAACAACUGGAUAUUCGGGGAAACCUCCUGCCGGCUGAUUACGGCUUUGUUUUACGGUAAUGUUUACUGCUCAGCUCAGACCAUCGCGUGCAUCAGUCUGAACAGCUACCUCGCUGUGGUCAAACCAUUCUUGUACAGGAGGCUUGCUACGAAAACACUGGCGGUGUGGACGUGCUUGGUUAUAUGGCUCCUGUUCGGGGCUGCUGUUGUGCCUGAGCUCCUUGUCAGGCAGAGUUACAACAUCCCCCAGCUGGGGAUCACAACAUGUCAUGAUGUACUUCCCCUAGUUGAAAAAUCACACUCCCAUCUGGUGCCAUAUAGGUUGAUGCUUAUCUGUCUGGGCUUUAUAACGCCCUUCCUCUUUUGUAUCUAUGCCCAUGUGGCUGUAAUUUACCAUCUAGGUCAAAGUGCUUGUGACUGGAAGCCAUUUAUCAGAGUCAGCACUCUGGUUUUCAGCAUCUUCUUGGUGUGCUUCUUGCCCAGCGGCGUCCUGCAUAUGGCCCACUACAUCCGCCUGUUUUCCGGUGGGGACGACAGCCUGUAUGGAUACUUUAGAGUAGCUGUGUGUCUCUGCUGUUUCCACAGUUGUCUUGAUCCCUUCCUGUGUAUGCUUAUUUCCAAGACGGCAGCUUCAGAACUACAAUUUAUUUCUCUCCGCGAGAUAUCUCAGAGACAAGCAGUUAUGACGUGAUACUGGACAUGUAUACAAAAAAAAACAAAACCCAAGCCUCCGUACUGGACUAUUGUUGGAAUACAGCAGGAAGUCACAAGGGAAAAAAAUGGAAAAACUGAAGAACGGACAUUGUGGCUUUAACAGGGUUAACAUUAGGCUUUAUCCACGUUAUAUCCAAAACCAGAAACUGUUAAUGUGGCCAUAGUGUUAUUUGUUUCCAUGUAUAUUAAAAACAUGUUUUAUGCAUCAUGUUUUGUUCAUCUUUUCAUGAAAAUAUUAUACAAAAGUCAACAAUACUUUUUGCAAACUUAUAUCCGUUACUUUAAAAUCAAGAUUGAGCAAUUCAGAUAGAUAUAUAUGACCUAAUGUAAAGAAGUGACAUAGGAUGAAAAACUGCUGUAUAACAAAACUAACAAGACAAAGUUACGACACAUGGUUUAAAUAAUGAUUCAUGUAGGAAGUGGGGGUGCUUACUGAACCUGCUUUGCUCGCAGGCUCCUUUCAGGGGGAGUCCUCUACCUCCCGAUUUUAAUCAUCAUCCCGUGCCUUCUCCUCCCUCCGCUUCUCUGAUAACACAUCACCCACGCACGUAGCGUCUCAGGGGGGACAUGAGCUGCAUAGGCCACAGUUGGUAGGGCCAUUCACGUGGCUUUGCUGGCUGUGCUGUCAUCUGUUUCUCAUUUUUAAUUACCACACAGUAAGGGUGGGAGAUAUAUCAAAUAUACUCGAUGUAUUGGGAGUUUUUCCACGUACAAAAUGGCUUUAUAAAUUGCCAUGGCAAUAUUAAGCUGUCUGCAUGCAAUUCCCUGUGAGGUUUUUUCCCUCCCUCACGCUGCACAAGCAUCAUUAAUCCCCCUCCCUCCCAAACAGAAAAUAUUCUACCUGGCGCACUGCGCUGAGCAUGUGUGUAUAUAUCCUACCAGACGAACGAGGGAAUGAGACUCGCUGUCAUUUGGAUUUCAAGAGGAGGACGCUGAACAAAAUGCGGUAAUUUGCAAAACGUGCCGUAAACAUUUGCCGCAAAAGGUAGCAGUACCACAAAGUUAUUCUACCAGCUGAAAAGUUAUCCACUGCAAAAUUAAGACUUUUUUAAAACUCCACAUGUCAGCGUCUCCCCACACACCAAAGAAAACGUUAAAUAAACCAGCUGUGAUACCUGUGACUGCUCUAUGUCAGUCGUUUUUAUAGUCACCAUCUAGACUUUUGUUUCUGUAAUUUGAGGUCAUCAAAAUUUUAAUUUUACUAUUUUUAUGUGUUAUAAGCACAAAAGAGCACCUUUUUAAUUUCAGUUUUAUUUUGUCUCGUGAAUUCUUGCUUGAUGUCUUUUGUUUGUUGACCACAGACUGAGUCAUUUAUGAAAAACCUCUAUGUGCAACUGAUGGUUAAAAAAAAUGGUCAAAAUAAAACCUUUCAAUUCAUUCAGAUUUUUAGUGUUCAAAGUAGAAAAAAAACCCCCAAAACAUUGAAUGGUCGAUUUGAAUGAGGAAACCAGUGGACGCACAGUUGUCAUUGGGACCGUGGACGACCGGGGUCUCCUGGGUCUUUGACUGUCUGCCUCUCAGGAGGGGCAUUGUUGCCGUCUCUCACCCUCAUUUUUCAAGUACGUUUCAUGAUAAACGCUCAUACACAGACACUCACAUCCUCUCUCGCCUUCUCUUCCUCUCUCACAAACACACAUACACAGCAAAACUGUAUAUUUGUGUGCCUCCCUCUGUUUUGUCUUUCAGUUGUUGCAUACCAUUUAAAUGUGUGCUUUGUUAGUGAGUUGGAGACCGAAAUGCCCGUUUACUUCACCCUUUUUUCUAUCUUUCACCAACCUGGCGUCACCCUCUGUCUGCUCCAGCUUAAUACCCACACAGAUAAU